Molecule: messenger RNA, 465 nt
Organism: Bacidia gigantensis
Lineage: Eukaryota; Fungi; Ascomycota; Lecanoromycetes; Lecanorales; Ramalinaceae
Exons: 4
Coding region: 1-465 (154 amino acids)
Source: RefSeq, a predicted model, not a curated record
AUGCACAGACCCUCGAAAAGAGCGCAAUCGACUUUGUUCAAUUUGAUUAGCAGCACCGAAUCGAUGGUCGCUGAUGAGGCAGAGUUCAUUCGUCAUUCUCCUGAUUUGGCAUCAAUUAUUCCCAGCGCCGAAGGUGGCUGGUUCAGUAAUUUCCUUGAGGACACGCUCAACCAGAUAUCACGAAGAGCAACAAAGUUCAUUUUUCGCUCUAAGGAACAAGCACUCCAGACCGGUGACGAGGAAUUACAGCUCGUGGAUUCACGACGCCUGGAUAUACUGCUACGUCUAGUCCUCACCAUCUUAGCGUCGACACUGUUACUUGUCCCUGUCUUCAUCCUUUUCGAGCUCCAACCAUCACACACCUCUGAGUUCGCUAUCUAUAUUUACCAGAGCGAAACGACAGGAAGGAAUACCAGCAACGUGGUAGUUGCGACCAACGGCCUAUUGAAUCAGCCUACUACGUAA